AUGAGUUUCCCCCCGAACCCCAAGCCCUUCCUGAAUGGGCUGAGAGGGAAGCCGGUGAUGGUGAAGCUGAAGUUGGGGAUGGAGUACAAGAGCUACCUGGUGUCUGUUGAUGGCUACAUGAACAUGCAGCUUGCAAACACAGAAGAAUACAUAGAUGGUGCAUUGUCAGGGCACCUUGGUGAAGUUUUGAUAAGAUGUAACAACGUCCUGUACCUCAGAGGAGUAGAAGAAGAUGGAGAAAUGAGAGAAUAA
Messenger RNA from Gopherus flavomarginatus (Mexican gopher tortoise), 252 nucleotides. Its product is annotated as small nuclear ribonucleoprotein F-like. NCBI's taxonomy places the organism in Eukaryota, Metazoa, Chordata, Testudines, Testudinidae. The transcript has a single exon. Bases 1 to 252 code for a protein of 83 amino acids. Gene Ontology annotation, cellular component: catalytic step 2 spliceosome; U1 snRNP. The record is from RefSeq and is a predicted model, not a curated record. Gene Ontology annotation, biological process: spliceosomal snRNP assembly; mRNA splicing, via spliceosome. Gene Ontology annotation, molecular function: RNA binding.